AUGCCGCGUUUAGUGGUGUACGUCGUUAUGCCACGUCGAAGCGAGUCUUUCUGCACGUCCGAAUUACCCUGCGUCAUUGAAGACCUCGACACGUACUUCUGGAUCUCACGAAAGCGUGGCGAGAUGGGCCCGGAAAUUCGUCGGACUAAGUCUGCGGACCCUGUCCUCCCUUCCGUGCCCCAAGUGGACGGACCGACCGAACAGCUCAAGGCCACCAAGAAAAGUAAGUCGAAGAAGAAGAAGAGUAACAAUAAGAAAAACAAAAACAAGGGAAAAGGCAAAGCUGUUGAGGUGGGGGUUGAGGUCGAGGACAAUGUUGUUGUUGCUGUCGUUGAUAGUGGCUGUGACGUGGCCAAGGAGGGACAACAACAGAAGCAGACUGAGAACGGCGAUGACCAUCAUGAUGAUGAUGAUGUUGUUGUUGUUGCUGCUGCUACUGUGACCGCCAUCUCUACUGCUGGUGGUGGUGAAGGAGUCAAGAAUGGUGAUAGUAUGCCUCCACCCUAUUCCAGCGCGGGAGAGGACACAAGCAUUGGCGAGCCUGCCUCUUCGGUCGUGACCAACUCGCCGGUGGCCAGAAUGGCACCGGCCGCCGAAGCAGCUGUUCUCAAGGCGAGGAUCUUGGAAGCGAUGAAAAGAAAAGAAAGACUCGAACGCCAAAUCCAAGAGGAACGCAACUCUAGUGCUCAGGCUAGCUCAUCUGUGCCUGCUAAGUCGGAUACUUCGUCCAUGAGCCAGCGACGACCUGACAGUGGUAGUGUCGACAAUCUUUCGCACGUCAACCGUUCGCAGCACAGUCCAGUGAGUGAGGUGCGUGCUACCGGUGGCAACAAUUCGCAACCUUCCACCUCAGUCGUGGACUAUUCUUCUGAAGAGGCUGUACGUACUUCGGGCUCGCGAUCCGAUGAACCUAACAGCCAGGACCAUUAUCGUGCUGCUAACGACAGAGAAACUCAACAGUACUGUCGGGCUCACAUGCGGGCUCCUUGCCGCUUCGAUCCAAGCUGCUGUGUUCAUAAGCCCAUUCGAGGAUGCAACUGUCCCCCGAGAUCGUCUUGCUGUUGUUCGCACCACAAAGGCGACUGCUGCACUUGCUUGACAUAUCUCAAUACUGUGUCGGCCAAGAGCGACACUGAGACACCCAGCGAUGUCGGUCAAGGUAUGGAAGGCAGUAGUACGGUUGCUGAACGCAACACUUCGAUUGGAAAGAAAAGCGUGGUAGAUGAAAAGGGCAAGGGUGUGGAUUCACUUUCGACACAUCUCAUUCAGUUGUUCGAGAGUCGUGAGCUAUGCGAUUUUCACUUCAAACUGACGUCGUCGAGCAAUGGCUUGUACCAAUCCACCAUAAUCCCCGUGCAGGUGGCCGUUAUCGCUCGCAGCCCGUUCGUUGCCGCGCUCCUGCGGACUCAACUUUAUCGGGAAGGACACCGCGAAAUUGCUGUGACACUGGGUGACCAAGUCAACUUGAUACAGGGAUUCGAGCAAGCGAUUCGCAACCUGUAUGGGGCACCCCUUCUCCACGGCGAGCAGCUGAGAACCGAGGCCCUUGCAGUACUGGGGUACACAGAAGAGUCUCAAAGCAUGUACCCAUUCCCGAUCAGAACAGCCAUGCUCGAUUUGGCCUUUUCAUACGCUGCAUCUGGUGCCUUCUUUCACGUCAGUGGCAUCCUCGAGGCAGGCAUCAGAAUGGCACUGGAGCUGAUCGACUGGAGCACUGUCGAAACAAUCAUCCACUUUGGUCUCCGUGUGGAUAGAUUCUCAAUUAUUCUGGAGGGCACCGAAACUCCUCCGGGCAGUCCUCGCGCCAAUCAUACUCGGUCCGGACAUGUCCUGGUCAGAAACCGACAGCUCCGAGACAUCUGGGCCCCAUUGCUGGUCAGAGCCGCGUUGUCGUUCAUCGCUGAGAGCAUCGAUGACAAGUUCGUCUUGUACUCUCAAGCCCAAAGCCUGCAUGUUCCAAACCGUAUCCCAGACAGCUUGAACACUGGACCUGGUGCCAUAGGCUCUGAGCCGGGAUCUGCCUCCGCGAACUCAACAACGACUGAGAGCAAGCCAAACCGCGAGACCUUGGUCGCCUCCGCUGUCCUGAUCAGCCUCCCGUUCGUGCAUCUGCAAGAGGUGUUCAGGACUUUGAGUGCACGUCGCGUACUGUCAAACAACCUCGCACAAGCGAUAAUGAGUGAGAGGGAAUCACGACGACUGCAGGCACUGCGAGAGCUUGGCAAGAAAGGCGAGAUCAAUGAGAAAAACCUCCCCAGUGAGACGAAGGAGUUGGGCUAUGGGGAAUAUCUUGUCUUCAAGAGUGUCUGCAAGCAAGGCCAAGGACCCGUGACGGUGACAACAGAAGUCAGCCUGGAGAGGGAGUGGAUUGGUUGUCGGUCGCCAGACGCCAAACAGUAG
Messenger RNA from Aspergillus vadensis CBS 113365, 2400 nucleotides. RefSeq lists its product as uncharacterized. The transcript has 2 exons. Lineage: Eukaryota; Fungi; Ascomycota; Eurotiomycetes; Eurotiales; Aspergillaceae. The record is from RefSeq and is a predicted model, not a curated record. The coding region runs from base 1 to 2400 and encodes 799 amino acids.